Molecule: messenger RNA, 1786 nt
Organism: Erinaceus europaeus (western European hedgehog)
Lineage: Eukaryota; Metazoa; Chordata; Mammalia; Eulipotyphla; Erinaceidae
Exons: 9
Coding region: 896-1786 (296 amino acids)
Molecular function (GO): GTPase activator activity
Source: RefSeq, a predicted model, not a curated record
UUGAGAGAGGAGGGGAAGAUAGAGGAGAGAGAAAGAGACACUGCAGACCUGCUUCACCACUUGUGAAGUGACCCCCAUGCAGAUGAGGAGCAGGGGCUCGAACCAGGAUCCCUAUGUAGGUCCUGGCUCUUUGUACUAUGUACGCUUAACCUGGUGCACCAUAACCCACCUCUCCCCCCUCAAGAGAGAUAGACACCUGCAGACCUGCUUCACCUCUCAGGAAGCCUCCCCACUACAGGCAGGGAGUGAGGGUUCAGCCCUGGGUUCUUGACUUGGUAAGGUGUGUGCCUAACCAGCUGCACCACCUCCUAGCCUGCUUUCUUUUUAUUAUUAUUAUUAUUUUUGCAUAAUUUGAACAACUGCAUCAUGUCAGCGUUGGCCUUCACUGCAGCAUUGAUGACAUUUUCCUGCUUCUUCAUACACCAGGCAAUACUUCUCCUCGGGGGGGUGGGAGGAGGAACUGUCUUUUUUUUUUUUUUUUUCAAAGCAUUGAGUUGAUAUAUUUGACAUUUUAAAUUAUGAAAUACUCAUUCAACUGGAAGUUACCUGUGUGUAUAUCCUGAGACUAGAGAGCAAGCAGGAAGAAAUCCACAUAUCCUUGUCAACACACUUCUGAACAUGCACUGAAAACCCAAGGAUUCACUCAAAUCUACAGUGUCGACUCAACCACAGUCACCCCCAGGGGUGAAGUAGCUUUGAUCCUGGACACAGGGCUCUCUCUCUGGGGAAACAGAGCUGCUGGGCAAUGUGUUCUACCACUGCUCACUCCAAAGGCUUGUUGUGACCCUUCCAUCCUUCUCUUCCAGGAUGCGAAUUCCAGGCUGGAAGAAACCACAGAGCCCCCUGCAGCUCUUCUGUGGAGGAGAGUGGCCCAAAAGACAGGAACAUCCCAGUGAUGCCUCAUGGCCGCAUCCUGCUCUAUGGCCCUGGCAAAUUCCAGAAGAGGCGGAGAUGGCAGAAAAGGGAACUGAUCUUAUAUUCCAACGUGCUGCUCAUCUCCAACACAAAGUUCAAGAGUGACUUCAGAGUCAAGUACUGGGUGCCCCUGCUGGACAUGUGGGUGGCUCACAACUCGAGGAAUGGCGCGAGAGCCCGCACAUCGCUGGUCUUGGGCUGGGAUGACCGCAGCUUCGUGGUCUCUUUUCAUUCAGUCGACAAAAUGGAGCAAUGGUACAGUGAGCUUCAUAGGAACAUUCAGAAGGAGAUUUUGGAUGUCCAGAACACCCUCCGAAAGCACGUGGAAGACAUCAUUGAUGCGAAUUCCAGGCUGGAAGAAACCACAGAGCCCCCUGCAGGUUGCAAACAUCUGCAGGAGCAUGAAGUGGGCCAAAUGCCGGCCACUGAGGAGCUUCCACAGGAAGCACAGGAGUCCCCCAGCCUGGCGUGUGAAGACCAGCAGGGGAGAGGGGACCCCCUGGGUGCCUGUGUAUCCCUUGAGCCAGGUCUCUGCGCUGGGGGUGACUCUACCCGGUCCCUGGACAGCUCUGUUGACAGAGACAAGAACAAGAGUCUGUCGGUGGCUGUGGAGCAGAGGAGUGAGGACAGCACUGCCUUCCGUCACAUGGAAAGCACCAGGCAGUGCUCCAUGUCCAUUCAUCGGCACAGGGCUCCGGCACGGCCACCUGUACUGACCCAGACUGCCCCGGAGCCUGACACUGAGUUUCUGAUAGGCUGUGGGGACAGGGCCACCUACAAGGUGCCAGUCACCAACACUGCUCUGGCCCUUUCCAGGCCUCAUUAUCCCAUUAAUAGUGUCAUAUAUUGGCUCACAUUAGCACCUCGCUGA